Messenger RNA from Diaporthe citri, 2625 nucleotides. RefSeq lists its product as uncharacterized. Gene Ontology annotation, molecular function: DNA-binding transcription factor activity. The transcript is spliced from 3 exons. NCBI's taxonomy places the organism in Eukaryota, Fungi, Ascomycota, Sordariomycetes, Diaporthales, Diaporthaceae. Bases 1 to 2625 code for a protein of 874 amino acids. The record is from RefSeq and is a predicted model, not a curated record.
AUGGAUCCUCCCAACAAGCGCCGUAGGCUUGCGCCCAAGGUCCCAGAGCCUGCCCCUAUUCCCACUGCUUCGGCAACUGCUGCCGCCGCCACGGUUCCUACCCCUGCGACCACGCCCCAGCAGGCUCAGUAUAGUCCUGAGCAGACCCGCCCACAAUAUCCCGUGCAGGAACAUGCCCACGCCCAGGCUCACGCGGCUGAACGCCAUGACUUCGAGUCCUUUGCCCGCCACCUGCAGGAUGCUGCCAUGCACAUAUACCGCAAGAUGGAGAAGGCGCCCUCCUACACUAGCGCCUCCGUCCUGCUCCUGCGCUGGGAGGAGGACACGUCCGUAGAGCACGAGCUGGUCGCCCUGGAGAAGGUCUUCCGUGAGAAGUACAACUACCACACCGACAAGUGGGCAAUACCUACCGUGCCGAACCCCAGCAUCAAGCUCGGUGUCCAGAUGGCCGCCUUUAUGGACAACGCCAGGAGCGACCACCUGCUGAUCAUCUACUAUGCUGGUCACGGCUACGUCGGCGCUGACAAGCAGCUGCACUGGGCAAGCAACACCCGAGAGGAUGCCUGCAAGCUCAAGUGGAGCGGCGUGCGGUGUCUCUUCGAGGAUGCCUCAUCUGACAUCCUGCUCCUGCUGGACACAUGUGCCAUCCACGACGCCCCAGUGGCUGGUAGCCACGGAGUGAAGCAGGCCAUCGCAGCAUACAGUCCCGGUCAGAGGGACGCCGAGUAUCACACACGCUCCUUCACAACUCACCUGGUUGAGUCUCUUCAUAAGCUCAGCUCCGGACGGCCCUUCCCUGUACAGCGCCUAUACGAGGAGAUUAUGCGCCGUAGGCAUGAUGACUUGACCGCGAAAUUAAGCAAUGGCGGGGCAGGAAAGCCACCUCCUGAGAGGACGCCGACCUUCUUCACCCUCACCCCGGGCAAGACCCAGAACCUCACCCUGGCACCUCUUCGUCCAGCGCGUACUCCCGCUCAUGACACAGAGACUAAAGAUGCCCCUGGAUCCGGCGCAUUGCCUGACCUUACUUUUGACGACGCCAGAGUGCUUGUCUGCACUACCUUUGUUGGUGACGCCAACCCAGAUAUGAUGUUCUACAAUCAGUGGCUACAGAAACAGCCACCCAUUGCGUCCAAGAUAACCAUGGAGGGCAUGUUCCUCGGGCCCCCAACCAUGCUCCUGAUCUCAAUGCCCCAGUCUAUCUGGAAUAUUUUUCAACAUGACAAGGUUUGUUGCUUCUUGGGCUACAUCAAUUCUCACAACAUGAUGGACUUGUACAAUGGUCUUGUCAAGUCGACACCUGUGCCACCUGUCAACCACAAGGCAGUGGAAGAUGGCCGCAUCCUCCUCGAAGCCAGAGAGGCGGCCACAAGCAGCCCGGCCAGCAAGAGGCGGCACGAGGCGAUAGCCCAGCAGGCGUCCAGCUACUCAGAGCUGCCAAUGCGGCAAGAGGCGCCGACUAGGAACCCUCUUCCGAGCUCAGCCCCGUCAGCGAGCCUGAUAGCGACCACAGCCUCGGCUAGGGACGACGGCGAGGACUCAGCCGAGAUGAAGGAGGCAGCUGAGCAGCUCAAAGCACUGAGUCACGUCAGGCACAUGAGCGAUGGGGCGGCAAGUGCCGUCUCUGACCCUCGUCAACGGGAUUCGCCGUCGUCGAAUGGUGCCAAUGAAUCUGGGAUGGAAGACGUUCAUUAUUCUGCAGACCUCAACGGCUCUGCCUCGAAACCGAAGCCGACAACACCGGCGCGGAAGCCUCUUGCAAAGGCGCAGCCGAAGCAGGACACCCGGUGCAGCCACUGCAGCCACGCCCCUUUCAAGGAUUCCUCAUCGCUGCGCAAACACAUCGCCGCUGCUCACACCCGGCCAUUCCCCUGUGCGUUCUCUUUUGCCGGAUGUACCAGUACAUUCGGCUCCAAGAACGAGUGGAAGAGACACAUUGCCUCCCAACACCUGUGUCUUCAAUACUACCGCUGUUCGGAGUGCCCAUCCAGUGCCGCCGAGGGUAAAGGCAAUGAGUUUAACCGAAAGGACCUCUUUACGCAACAUCUGAGGAGGAUGCACGCCCCAUUCGCCAUCAAGAAAGCAUUGACAAAAGUCGACAGCAAACUGAAUUCUGAGUGGGACAAUCACGUCAAGGAGUUGCAGCAAUCUUGCCUGGUCACGCGCCGGGAGCCGCCUCAACAGGUUUCUUGUCCCAAGCAUGAUUGCCAGAAGGAGUUUGAGGGCCAUAUCGCAUGGGACGAGUGGACCGAGCACGUAGGUCGCCACAUGGAGAAGGGAGAUGGCAUCAGACUCGGCGUCGACCCCAUGCUGGCCAAGUGGGCUCUGGACGAAGCCAUCAUCGAGCGGGAUGAAAGUGGAGGAUACAGAUUCUCCACACAGAAUGCCGCCAAUGGAGGAGAUAUGGACCGACGUGAUUCCAUCAUCAAUAGCUCCUUCAUCUCGGACGGAGGCAAGCUGGAGGAGAAGGUGGACAAGCUGGAUGACAUUGCGAACGGCGAUAAAUCCGAAGACAAUAUCGAAGAUAACAUCGAAGACAACAUUGAAGACGACGAACAUGAUCCAAACUCGAUCGUAGUGGCCACAUCGACCGCGAUGCACGACCGGAUGGACACGGACGACUAG